CCGCGACCCGCCGCUCCCGGGCCGGGCGGCCGGGCACACUGCUGUCCUCCCCGCGCGGGACAGGCGGCCGCCCUCGGCAACAGCCCGCGGCCCCCCUGCCCGGGCACGGAUAACGGUGCCACUUUCCCCUGCUGUGACGCCCUGUCAGCCUGACCGUCUCCGCCGCCCGAAGAGCUGGCGCCGUCAUUGGGCAGACACUUCGGGGAUCGACCCUCUUUGGCCGCCCCUCAGUCCCCCACUCCCCUCCCUACGCCCAAGUUUUGAUCCUGGAGAAGGUUUCUCUCGGAGCACACAGGUGGAGUUUGGACACUAGAUCAUGUGCCUAGGUAGAAGUUUUUCUUUUCUCCGCAGCUCUACUCCCCCAGCAACGCUCACCACACUCUUGUUUUGAGAACCUCACUAAGCCCUUGCCAGCAUCCAGCCAUGGGGGAUAUGAAAACCCCUGAUUUUGAUGACCUUCUGGCUGCCUUUGACAUCCCAGACCCCACCAGCCUUGAUGCCAAGGAGGCCAUCCAGACGCCUAGUGAGGAGAAUGAGAGUCCCCUAAAACCUCCAGGCAUGUGUAUGGAUGAGAGUGUGGCUUUGUCUCACUCAGGAUCAGUCCCAGAUGUGCCGGCUGUGAGUGUCAUUGUCAAGAACACCAGCCGCCAGGAGUCGUUUGAAGCGGAAAAAGACCACAUUGCUCCCAGUCUCCUACACAAUGGAUUCCGGGGCUCAGACCUGCCUCCAGAUCCUCACAACUGUGGGAAGUUUGAUUCCACUUUCAUGAAUGGAGACAGUGCCAGGAGUUUCCCUGGCAAGAUGGAACCUCCCAAGUCAGAGCCAUUACCCACCUUCAACCAGUUCAGUCCAGUCUCCAGCCCAGAACCUGAGGAUCCCAUCAAAGAUAACAGGUUUGGGAUAAAGCCCAAGCACUCUGACAGUUAUUUCGCACCCCCUCCUGGGUGCGGAACUGUGGGGGGUCCAGUCCUGGAGGCUCUAGCUAAGUUUCCAGUCCCGGAGCUGCAUAUGUUUGAUCAAUUUUGUAAGAAAGAACCCAAGCCAGAACCCUUGUCCUUGGAGAGCCAGCAGGAGCACGAGCGAGGUGAGCAGAAGGCAGUGGAGCCUCACAAAGAGCUGGAUGCCAGUCGAUUCUUUGGGGAAGCUUUGGAGUUCAAAAGCCACCCUAGCAAUAGUAUCAGAGAGCCCAAGGGGCUUGCCCGCGAGCUUGGUACCUGCUCAUCAGUCCCCCCUAGGCAACGUCUUAAGCCAGCUCAUUCCAAGCUGUCCUCUUGUGUUGCAGCCUUGGUGGCCCUGCAGGCCAAAAGAGUGGCCAGUGUCACCAAGGAGGAUCAGCAUGGCUACACAAAGGAUCCUUCAGGGCCUACUAAAGAGGGUUCUAAAGGCAGUCCCAAAAUGCCCAAGUCACCAAAGAGUCCCCGGAGCCCUCUGGAGGCCACUAGAAAAAGUAUUAAGCCAUCAGACAGCCCUCGGAGCAUCUGCAGUGAUAGCAGCAGCAGAGGCUCCCCUUCUGUAGCUGCCAGCUCCCCACCAGCAAUUCCCAAAGUCAGAAUCAAAACCAUUAAGACGUCAUCGGGGGAAAUCAAACGGACCGUCACGAGGAUAUUGCCAGACCCUGAUGAUCCAAGUAAGUCCCCUGUUGGUUCACCUCUAGGGAGUGCCAUUGCUGAAGCUCCAAGUGAGGUGCCAGGGGACGAGGUGCCUGUGGAGGAGCACUUUCCUCAGGCAGGCACAAAUUCAGGGAGCCCCCAGGGUGACAGGAAAGAGGACGAGAGCAUAACAAAGGCCAGUGACUCUUCAUCUCCCUGCUGCAGUUCUGGGCCCCAGGUCCCAAAGGGAGCUGCCUCGGGCUCGCAGACGGGUAAGAAGCAACAGGGCACAGCACUUCAGGCAUCCACCCUAGCCCCUGCCAAUCUUCUGCCCAAAGCGGUGCACCUGGCCAAUCUGAACUUGGUCCCCCAUAGUGUUGCUGCAUCCGUGACAGCCAAGUCCUCAGCGCAGAGACGGAGCCAGACACAGCUUACACAGAUGUCAGUGCCUCUGGUCCACCAGGUGAAAAAGGCUGCCCCACUGAUUGUGGAGGUCUUCAACAAGGUCCUCCACAGCUCUAACCCUGUGCCCCUCUAUGCGCCAAAUCUCAGCCCCCCUGCGGACAGCAGGAUCCACGUGCCGGCCAGUGGGUACUGCUGCCUGGAGUGUGGAGAUGCGUUUGCCUUAGAGAAGAGCUUGAGCCAGCACUAUGGCCGUCGGAGCGUCCACAUUGAGGUGCUGUGCACGCUGUGCUCUAAGACACUGCUCUUUUUCAACAAGUGCAGCCUGCUCCGGCACGCCCGUGACCACAAGAGCAAGGGGCUCAUCAUGCAGUGUUCUCAGCUGCUCGUGAAGCCCAUCUCUGCUGACCAAAUGUUCGUGUCGGCCCCAGUGAACUCCGUGGCACCAGCAAUCCCGGCCCCCUCAUCCUCCCCAAAACAUAUCCUCACUUCGGGCAGUGCUAGCCCCCCUCCUCCAGCCUUGCCGCUCUACCCAGACCCUGUGAGGCUCAUCCGGUACGCAGUCAAGUGUCUUGAAUGUCACAAGCAGAUGCGGGACUACAUGGUCCUUGCUGCUCAUUUCCAGAGGACGACAGAGGAAACCGAGGGGCUGACUUGCCAGGUAUGCCAGAUGCUGCUGCCCAACCAGUGCAGUUUCUGUGCCCACCAGCGGAUUCAUGCACACAAGUCCCCCUACUGCUGCCCAGAGUGUGGGGUCCUCUGUCGCUCUGCCUAUUUCCAGACCCACGUAAAGGAGAAUUGCCUUCACUAUGCCCGCAAGGUGGGCUACAGGUGCAUCCACUGUGGUGUCGUCCACCUGACCUUGGCCUUGCUGAAAAGUCACAUCCAAGAGCGACAUUGCCAGAUUUUCCACAAAUGUGCAUUCUGUCCCAUGGCCUUCAAGACUGCCAGCAGCACAGCGGACCACAGCGCCACACAGCACCCUACCCAGCCCCACAGACCCUCCCAGCUCAUUUAUAAGUGCUCCUGUGAAAUGGUCUUCAACAAGAAGAGGCACAUUCAACAGCAUUUUUACCAGAAUGUCAGCAAGACGCAGGUGGGCAUCUUCAAGUGCCCUGAGUGCCCACUCUUGUUCGUGCAGAAGCCGGAGUUGAUGCAACAUGUCAAGAGCACCCACGGUGUUCCCCGAAAUGUGGACGAGCUGUCAAGCCUCCAGUCUUCAACGGACACGUCCUCAAGCCGCCCUGGCUCUCGAGUUCCCACCGAGCCCCCAGCCACUAGUGUGGCUGCUCGGGGCAGCUCCCUGCCCUCUGGCCGCUGGGGCAGGCCUGAAGCCCAUCGCAGAGCUGAAGCCAGGCCCCGGCUGAGGAACACUGGCUGGACCUGCCAGGAGUGCCAGGAGUGGGUUCCUGAUCGGGAGAGCUAUGUGUCCCACAUGAAAAAGAGCCACGGUCGGACAUUGAAGCGGUACCCAUGUCGGCAAUGCGAACAGUCCUUCCACACCCCCAACAGCCUGCGCAAACACAUCCGAAACAACCACGACACAGUAAAGAAGGUCUACACUUGUGGGUAUUGCACAGAGGACAGUCCCAGUUUUCCUCGGCCCUCCCUCCUGGAGAGCCACAUCAGCCUUAUGCAUGGUAUCAGAAACCCUGAUUUGAGCCAGACAUCCAAAGGCAGACCUCCGGGUGGACAUUCCCCUCAGGUGAACCAUCUGAAAAGACCAGUCAGCGGAGCAGGAGAUGCUCCAGGCACCGGCAAUGGUGCGACUGGCUCUUCCACCAAAAGGCACAAGCCCCUUUUUCAGUGUGCAAAAUGCAGCUUUGCCACGGACUCAGAGCUCGAGUUUCAGAGCCACAUACCUCAGCACCAGAUGGACAGCUCCACAGCCCAGUGUCUCCUCUGUGGCUUGUGCUACACCUCUGCCACUUCCCUCAGCCGCCACCUCUUCAUUGUCCACAAGGUGAGAGACCAGGAGGAGGAGGAAGAGGAGGAGGCGGCAGAGCCAGAGGAGGGUUCCGGGGAGGAGGUGUCCAUGGAUGCUAGAGAGAACGGACUGGAAGAAUAUGCCGGCGAGCCUUUGUUGGCUAACCCAGAGGCGAGGAGAUCACUGGGCCCAGCCCAGGAGAAGGAUGGUGCCCAAGACGCUCAGAGCCAACCACAGGCCUCUCAGGACCAGGACAGUCACACACUAUCCCCUCAGGUGUGACCGGAGGCUUUGCACUGUGUGUGGUCAGGGAGGUGCCAUGGAGCCCUCCACCUGCUGUGUGGACUGUGGGAAAUAAAAGGCUUUGCCCCAGUGUGAGUGUGGCCAGGUGUGCCCUAGAGCAGCAUCUGCCCUGAGCUGCCAGUGCUGAGUGUUGCCCAGCCCCAGGAAAUGUGGGGUCGCCCAGGAUCUUCACAGCUCUGAAUUUGCUUCUGUUAUUUAUGGCUUUGUGCUGCUUCUUGGUACCCCAACUCUUGUCUGUGUCCUUCACACCCCAGGCCGUUGAUGAGGUCCAAUCCCAAUGCUGUCACCUUAGCUUGAAACCCCUCAGUAGCUGUGCUCUUCUGGGAGGCUCCCCGCUUGCUGCCUUCAGCUGGGGAAUUUCUCAGAUCUCUGCUUGCCUACAGGCAUCAGCUCUCCUUCUUGCCUUCAGAGCCUAAGAAGAAGGGGCAUGAAGAGUGCUGACACAGUCACCCCGGGAGAGCUCUGCUCAGCCUGGGUUGGCGAGGGCCCUUGGUUACCUUGUCCUUCCUGUCUUCUCUGAUUCUUUUCCCCCAAAAUAGUCCGGAGAACUAAUUGUCACACUGGCUUAUCAUGUCUCUGUGGGUGGGAGAAACUUCUGCAGGACACCUCUGUUUGGAACCCAGGGAGAAUGGGAGGUAUGGCAAAGGCAGGCAGGCAGGUGCCAAGAGCCAGACUCCCUUCAGAAGGAGCUGUGGGUGGGUCUUUGUUCUGCUGCUGCUCUGCCCUUCCUGACAAGUGGGGUUUGCGGCACACAGCCAUUGGAAUGUUUGUAUUCUGUGCCAUUAGAGAGGCUGCUGCCCCAGGUAGGCCAGCCCCUCCUCCUCUUGGCUACACUCAUGUUGCUCAGACUAUAUUUCAAAUAAAAAUCUUCUUAUUAUGCA
Molecule: messenger RNA, 5102 nt
Organism: Cynocephalus volans (Philippine flying lemur)
Lineage: Eukaryota; Metazoa; Chordata; Mammalia; Dermoptera; Cynocephalidae
Gene: ZNF592
Product: zinc finger protein 592
Exons: 10
Coding region: 424-4200 (1258 amino acids)
Source: RefSeq, a predicted model, not a curated record